AGGCUGUAGACAUGACAAGUAAAAUGGAAAUUAGAUGAGAUAAGAUACACUAUCAGAAAAAUUUUAUAUGGAAAAAAGCAAAUCAUAAAAUUUUUGAUGAUAAAGAUGAAGCCAAAGCAGGUCAGAUAUACUACAAGUAGAGAAAGUAAUGUGAGAUGGAAGAAGAAAGUGGGAGAGACAUGCCUUACACCAGGGACACGUGUCUCUUCCAGGAUUUAAAGCAUCGUCAGCGAGAGACAGAGGGAGGAGCGGAAGACUUGGAGAAAAAGAGGAGGGAAAGGAGAGGACUGAAAUAAACACUGACUAAGAGAAGGAGAUAAUACAGAGGUAAAAGAGAGGUGUCAAACAUUUGAUGCCAAUGAAAUUGUAAAUUCCUGCAAGGGACACUUAUUCUGGACAGGUUUUUCUGCCUAGAAAUUCUUCGGAAUGGGCAGCAGUGGAACCAACCUACUCAAUGUUACACACACACACUUGGAGCUACAGGAUUCUUCACUCACUAGCCUUGACAAACCUCUUGAAGAGGGGGCACCUGGGUACUAUCUGCCAUUUUGUGACAUUCUAUACAGUGGCGAUGGAGGAAGCUGGGCGGCUCCUAAAAACCUGUUGCCCAGUGGGCCCAGAGGUGAAGGGCAAAAAGAACCCGAACAGUGCCCUGUUAUAGACAGUCAAGGACUUCACCAUGAAUUGGAGUACCAAACGUCACUACAUCUUGAGGAUCAUUCCCUUGAACAAAUGCAAACAAUGGUAGUGGGAGAAGUUUUAAAAGAUAUUGAGACAGCUUGUAAACUUCUCAAUAUUUCAGCAGACCCUAUGGAAUGGUCUUUAGGUAAUGUUCAGAAGUGGAUUCUAUGGACAGAGCACCAGUAUCGGCUGCCGCAGGUGGGUCGCAGCUUCCAAGAUUUAACAGGAAGAGACUUAUGUGCACUGAAUGAAGAUGGCUUUAGAGACAGGUCCCCGUUGUGUGGAGAUGUCUUAUAUGCUCAUUUGGACAUUUGGAAGUCAGCUUGGAUGAAGGAGAAGACAGGACCUGGAGACAUGAGAUAUUGUGGAAAUGGGGCUGGUGGAGAAUGCUGGGCAGAUGCUGAGGUUGACUCCUCAAGUUCUGGGCAACCAAUACAUUUAUGGCAAUUCUUAAAAGAGCUUUUGCUGAAACCACACAGUUAUGGACGGUCCAUACGUUGGCUCAAUAAAGAAAAAGGUAUCUUUAAAAUUGAAGACUCUGCCCAAGUUGCACGACUUUGGGGAAUCAGAAAAAACCGUCCAGCAAUGAACUACGAUAAACUAAGCCGUUCUAUUCGGCAGUACUACAAAAAAGGCAUCAUCCGUAAGCCUGAUGUAUCUCAACGCCUUGUUUAUCAGUUUGUGCAACCACUAUAAAAUCUACACAAACAAGGAUGUAAAAGAAGAUAAGAAAUUCUAAAAUGAUUAAAUUGCUGACAAGACAAAAAACUCUGUGUGCUGAGUAACUAGAGGAGCAGGCUCAUUCUCGUAGAGACUAUUUUCUACAGAUAAUUUUUGACAAACAGCAAUAUAUUCUGCUCUUUGUGAUCAAGCCCUGGUGCACAUCACACACAUGCUGUUUGCAAAAUGUCAUGUUUCAAAGGAUGUUAAGCAACACAGGAUAGUCUGAACUGUGAAUUUAGUCUUCUUCACUACAUACUUGCUUUACAGGUACUCACUGAUGUGAGACCUACUGGACUUAAUGACCUUACAGGACAAUGGGAGGUGGGAAGAAAGCAGGACAGAGUGACCAAAAGCAUUGCAAGCAUACAAAAAUAAGAGCUAACUGCUAUAAUAUUGUAACACCUACAAUAUUUGAGCAAAGAUUGAUGUGAAUGAAUGUUUGUCAGACAGUCCAUACAAGCUUAUGAAGUAAUAUGUUUUAUAAGCAUUAUUUAUUGAAGUAAUAUAACCUGAUAAAUUAACCCAGAAAGUGACAAUAUGGGUGUAUGGCUAAAAUAUAUAAAUUCAUUGUUAGGUACAGACUGCAGAGAUAGAGAGGAAUGG
This is a messenger RNA of Bufo bufo (common toad), 2007 nucleotides long. RefSeq names its product SAM pointed domain containing ETS transcription factor (gene SPDEF). Gene Ontology annotation, cellular component: nucleus. The record is from RefSeq and is a predicted model, not a curated record. The coding region runs from base 427 to 1377 and encodes 316 amino acids. Gene Ontology annotation, biological process: regulation of transcription by RNA polymerase II; cell differentiation. The transcript has 6 exons. Lineage: Eukaryota; Metazoa; Chordata; Amphibia; Anura; Bufonidae. Gene Ontology annotation, molecular function: sequence-specific DNA binding; DNA-binding transcription factor activity, RNA polymerase II-specific.